Molecule: messenger RNA, 370 nt
Organism: Saprolegnia diclina VS20
Lineage: Eukaryota; Oomycota; Saprolegniomycetes; Saprolegniales; Saprolegniaceae
Product: pirin (iron-binding nuclear protein)
Exons: 2
Coding region: 1-339 (112 amino acids)
Source: RefSeq, a predicted model, not a curated record
AUGUUCACAUCCCGAUCCAUUUCCAAGAGCUUUGUCUCGGUGGCCCAGCGCGAAGGCGUCGGCGCGACAGUCCGCCGGUCCAUUGGCCACCCGAUGCUGCGCCGCCUCGACCCGUUCUUGAUGCUCGACGAGUUCCACGUGCAGCUCCCCGGUGGGUUUCCCGACCACCCGCACCGCGGCUUUGAGACCAUCACGUACCUCUUGCCGCACUCGCCCGGCAUGAUGCUCCACGAAGACUUUUGCGGCCACCGCGGCGAGCUCGCGCCUGGCGACCUCCACGAGCCGGAACAAGCCCGCGAUUGGCCUCCAGCUCUGGCUCAAUUUGCCCAAGUCGCUUAAGAUGACUGAGCCGAAAUACCAGGAGAUUCCG